CCCUUUGUAGCACUGGGGGCGGGGCUCGUCUGGGGCGGGGCCCGGCACAGGGGGCGGGGCCUUCCGGGCCGCCAAGUUCCUACCUCCUCGCGCCCGGCACUGUCCGUUCCUGCGGUCCGUUACCCUCCGGAUACCAAAACCAAAGGGGACAGGCGCCUCCCUCCAGGCCCCAAGAUAUGCUCCAGAUAUGAGUCAGCAGGAUCCCUCAGCCCGCCCCUCGAGGCCGCAAUCACGGCCCUCCGCCCACACCUUCACUAUCCGCCAUUUAACCCCCGAAGAGGGGGAGAGGCGGGCAUCCAGCUGGCGCUGAUUUUCAUUGCCCACAGCUCCUUGGAUCCGUGGGCUUCCAAGGCAGAGAGCAUUCGCCCCGAGAACGUUGCAAUCUGCGGGUAACAGCCAGUGCUGGAGCUGCAAAAACUGGGACCAGCCCUCCACUGGCCUCUGACUUGACCCUCCCCAGUGGCCUUGUGCUGCUGCGUCAGAUAUUUUCAGCUGCAACUCCCUGCAAGGUGGGGCACCCAUCUCAGGCAGAAGGUUUUGGUGCACCCCACGAUCCUUCUCCCCAGGACUGUCGCUGCCCGUGGCCUCAGGUGAGUAGCGAGCAUCCUGCUUUUCUCCCUUUGGGGCUCAAGGGGGCAGGUGGGGGUUCAGUACUCUCCUCAUUAGGGCGGGCCUCUUUCUAGUUGUGGUUUUCAGAGCUGGGAACACACAUAACUUGAGGGCUCGGAAGCCUUAAAUCAUUUAUAUGUUUAAUGAUCUGUGGCCCAGGCCAUGUAGGAGUUUGGGGAGUAUCUCAUCCCACUUCUCCAUUUCCUUAGCUGAGGAAGACAGGAAUGGGAAAGACCACGGAGGUUGGGGAUAAGAGGGGAAUAAAAUAUUGGGGCAUAUGACCCGGCCUUGUAAAGGUUGAUGAGGAGUAAGCACAGAGGGGGGCCUUCAGCUGAGAUUGUGCAGGGCCCCCUAUCAUGCUCUCAGCUCUCUUCUUCAGGAUGAAAGGGGAGACCCCUGUGAACAGCACUAUGAGUAUUGGGCAAGCCCGCAAGAUGGUGGAACAGCUUAAGAUUGAAGCCAGCUUGUGCCGGAUAAAGGUGUCCAAGGCAGCAGCAGACCUGAUGACUUAUUGUGAUGCCCACGCCUGUGAGGAUCCCCUCAUCACCCCUGUGCCCACUUCGGAGAACCCUUUCCGGGAGAAGAAAUUCUUCUGUGCCCUCCUCUGAGCUGCCCUGUCCCUCCUCACAACUCUUCACCUUUCCCUCUCCCGGGCCCUUCCUCAUUUAUGUCAGGAACUGUGGUGAGCCCACUAGGGUCCCUGCAUCCCAUCCGUAGCCCUUUCCCAACCCUGUGAGGUUAGCUGAAGCACAAGGCCCUCCCUCACCUAUCUGCCGACCCCAUUUCCUCGCCCACUGAGGCGGACCCAAAGCACCCCGUGACUCGGGGCACCCUUAGCUCCACCCACAGAAGGGCUGUCAGACUCUGCCAGCGUCCUGCCCGCUUCCCUCUGUGACCCGCUCAGACAAUGGAGAGAGGGAUGGGCUGGGUGCUGGCUCUCAGUCUCACCUGGAACUAUUGGAAGUGUAAAGCCAUUUGAAGAAUAAAGUCAUCCAGAGUCUCA
This is a messenger RNA of Aethalodelphis obliquidens (Pacific white-sided dolphin), 1612 nucleotides long. It is a transcript of the gene GNG3, whose product is annotated as G protein subunit gamma 3. Gene Ontology annotation, molecular function: G-protein beta-subunit binding. Gene Ontology annotation, biological process: G protein-coupled receptor signaling pathway. Gene Ontology annotation, cellular component: heterotrimeric G-protein complex. The coding region runs from base 966 to 1217 and encodes 83 amino acids. The record is from RefSeq and is a predicted model, not a curated record. The transcript has 3 exons. NCBI's taxonomy places the organism in Eukaryota, Metazoa, Chordata, Mammalia, Artiodactyla, Delphinidae.